Molecule: messenger RNA, 3034 nt
Organism: Amyelois transitella
Lineage: Eukaryota; Metazoa; Arthropoda; Insecta; Lepidoptera; Pyralidae
Gene: ND-75
Product: NADH-ubiquinone oxidoreductase 75 kDa subunit, mitochondrial
Exons: 14
Coding region: 147-2342 (731 amino acids)
Biological process (GO): ATP synthesis coupled electron transport
Cellular component (GO): membrane
Molecular function (GO): iron-sulfur cluster binding; NADH dehydrogenase (ubiquinone) activity
Source: RefSeq, a predicted model, not a curated record
UAACAGAUUUAAUAAAAAAAGUCAAUUUUAACUCCCAUGCUAAGGCAAUACUAAAAAAAUAAGUUAUGACAUUGACGGUUUAAUGUACCUGACCCGUCAUUUGACUGAUUGUCAUCAUCCCGAAUAAAAAUUAGAAUUUUGUGAAAAUGUUGCGCCAGCCGCUAACCCGGGCGCUCGCGCUUAGCUCUCCGGCGCGUGUGGCUCCAGUGGCUACACGUCGAUACGCCGAAGUUGCUGCUCCUCAUCCAGAUAAAGUAGAGGUGUUCAUUGAUGACCAACCUGUCUAUGUGCCACCAGGCACCACUGUAUUGCAGGCAGCAGCUCAAGUUGGAGUGGAAAUCCCACGUUUCUGCUACCAUGAGAGGUUGGCGGUUGCCGGCAACUGCCGAAUGUGUCUGGUUGAAGUAGAGAAGUCUCCUAAGCCUGUAGCCGCCUGUGCCAUGCCCGUGAUGAAAGGAAUGAGGGUUAAGACCAAUUCGGAUCUUACAAGGAAGGCCAGAGAGGGAGUCAUGGAGUUUUUGCUUGUGAAUCAUCCAUUGGACUGUCCUAUCUGUGACCAAGGAGGUGAAUGCGAUCUUCAGGACCAGUCCAUGGCAUUUGGGUCUGACAAGAGCCGCUUUACUGAUAUCCAUUUCUCUGGGAAAAGGGCUGUGGAGGACAAAGAUGUGGGACCACUGAUUAAGACCAUCAUGACUCGGUGCAUCCACUGCACUCGCUGCAUUCGGUUCGCGUCUGAGGUGGCUGGCAUUGACGACUUCGGUACCACAGGGAGAGGGACUGAUAUGCAGGUGGGGACGUAUGUGGAGAAAAUGUUCCUGUCUGAGUUGUCCGGGAACAUCAUCGACCUCUGCCCUGUCGGAGCGCUCACUUCCAAACCAUACAGCUUUGCUGCUCGACCCUGGGAGACCAGGAGGAUCGACUCCAUCGAUGUUUUAGACCCCCUGGGUAGUAACAUCGUGGUCGCCACCCGCACCAAUGAAGUGUUGCGUAUUCUGCCGAGAACUAAUGAGGAGAUCAACGAGGAAUGGCUGUCGGACAAGUCGCGGUUCGCGUGCGACGGCCUGAAGCGGCAGCGGCUGGUGGCGCCGCUGCUGGCCGACAGCCGCGGGAACCUCACGCCCGUGGACUGGGAGGACGCCAUCGUGGCCGCCGCCCGGGCGCUCAGGGAUUGCCCCUCUGAUAAGUUGUUGGCCGUUGCCGGUGACUUGGCGUGUGCUGAAUCACUGGUGGCGCUGAAAGACCUGCUCAACCGGCUGGGCUCGGAGAACACCUGCACAGAGCAGUACUUCCCGCUGGAGGGCUCGGGCAUCGACCUCAGAUCGUCAUACCUGCUCAACACCAAGAUUGCCAACGUGGAAGACGCAGACUUCGUCCUCCUGAUCGGCACCAACGUCAGGUUCGAGGCGCCGCUGCUGAACGCGCGCAUCCGCAAAGCUUUCAUUCACAAGGACACCGACGUGGCGCUCGUCGGGCCUCAAGUGGACCUCACCUAUGAUUACACGCAUGUCGGCGACUCAGCAUCAGUAGUCAAAGACUUGGCCAGCGGUACCUCCUCCCACGCGGUCCUGAAGCGACUGGAGCAGGCCAAGAGGCCCGUCGUCAUCCUCGGAGCCGACCAGCUGAAGACGCAGGAGGGAGCCGCUUUAUUGGCAUAUACCCAGGAGUUGGCGCUGAGGCUGCAAGACAAGUUAGAAGACAAGAACUGGAAGGUUUUGAACGUGCUGCAACGUACAGCGUCUCAGGUGGCUGCCCUGGACAUCGGGUACAAGCCAGGCGUAGGAGAGUUGCUCCAGGCCGGACCAAAAGUGGUGUAUCUCCUGGGGGCUGAUGCUGGAGUCGUCACCAGGGAGCAACUACCCAAAGACGCCUUCGUUAUCUAUCAAGGCCACCACGGCGACGCGGGCGCGGCGAUGGCGGACGUGGUGCUGCCGGGCGCGGCGUACACGGAGAAGCGCGCCACGUACGUGAACGCGGAGGGCCGCGCGCAGCAGACGCUGCCGGCCGUCACGCCGCCGGGGAAGGCGCGCGACGACUGGAAGAUCAUCAGAGCGCUAUCAGAAGUGAUAGGCGCACGGCUCCCGUACGACAACCUGGAUGAGAUCCGCGACCGCCUCGGAGAGAUCAGCCCCGCGCUCGUCUGCUUGGGGGACGUCCAGAACAACAACUACUUCGCACAGGCCCGGGCCUUGGCUAAGAGUGUACAGAAGCCCGUAUCUGGUAAACUGGACGUGCAGCUGAAGACCCUGGCAGACUACUUCAUGACGGACGCCAUCAGCCGCGCAUCGCCCACGAUGGCCAAAUGCGUACAGGCCGUACACAAGCAGAAACAAUCGCCCUACUAGAUGAUACCAUGCGCGUACACGAAUUUAAAAGAAAGCAUUUUUGAAUUUGAUAGACAAACUCCUUUCGAACGUUUUUGAAUUCAAUUGGUUAAACAUUUUUUAUUUCGGGUAAUUUUCGAUAUAAUUUAGAAAUGGAACGUUUUGUAGAACGAUUCGUGUACAUUGUUUACGCGUUUAGUUAUUAGGGAUAUUCCUGAUAUUUGCCGAUUUAGUGAUAAAGAUUUUGUUUUUAUUUUCAUUGCUCCAUCCAACUUUUUCUUAAUUUUAGUACAAAGACAUCAGUUUUAUUAUAUUUUUAGCACUGAAUCGGCAAAGUCGGCCGCUUAGGAUAAUUAAUAAAUUUAUAUUUCGCCUUUCUGCAAUCAUUUUUACGAAGGAAAUACUACAGAAAUGCACCAAUGUAGUUGAAUGUGUCUCAUACUGCCUCAUGUAUGAGUACUCAACUGGCAUAGACUGCAUGUACAUUGUGAUUUAAAGCUAUUUAUUUUGUUAUUUAAUGGAUAAGAAUAAAGUGUGUAACUCUCUUUCUCUUUGAAAUUUUGUCAUCCCUUAAAAUAAAAUAAAUAUUAUUAACAUGUUAUAUCUAAUCUAUUUAAUGAAACCGGAACGUAUUUGAACGGAUGCAAUGUAAGAUCAAAGUUUUGUAUAUAGAAAAUUGUAGUAUAAAAUAUACGUAGUAUAAUGAUUGUCGA